AUGCGACGGGGGCGCCACACGAAGCAUUUCGCGGAGGAUAUGUCCUCCUUCAGUGUCAGCGUUGGUGACUCUUCCAAGCACCGCAACAUCGAUGUUGACUCCCUCCUUCGCGAGGGCUACGAGGAUGAUGACCAGUCCGUUGACGCCAGCGUCGUUGCCUCCAUCAACGACCGUGCCACCAACGUCCGCACUCUCCUGAACAAGGGUGAUGCCGCCGGCUCUGUUGCCGUUGCGGUCGACAACCCCCCCUUCAACUGCAACGACGCCGCCCUCAAGGCCAAGAACCUCGAGACUGUCAUGAGCUCCCUGUCCGCUGUCCGCGCGGCUGACAUCCCGGCCGUCAUCAAGAGCCUGACCCCUGAGCAGGUCGACAACCUGGUCAAGUACAUCUAUGCCGGCUUCGCCAUCCCCUCCGGCCAGUACUCCGGUCACCUGCUUCUCUGGCACGAGAAGGCCAUCGAGGUCGGCGGUCUCGGCUCUAUCACCCGUGUCCUCACCUCCCGCAAGACCGUCAACUAG
Messenger RNA from Fonticula alba, 519 nucleotides. Its product is annotated as actin like protein 2/3 complex, subunit 5. The record is from RefSeq and is a predicted model, not a curated record. The transcript has 6 exons. NCBI's taxonomy places the organism in Eukaryota, Rotosphaerida, Fonticulaceae. Gene Ontology annotation, cellular component: Arp2/3 protein complex; actin cytoskeleton; cytoplasm. Gene Ontology annotation, molecular function: actin filament binding. Bases 1 to 519 code for a protein of 172 amino acids. Gene Ontology annotation, biological process: Arp2/3 complex-mediated actin nucleation; regulation of actin filament polymerization.